Hibiscus syriacus is the source of this 1149-nucleotide messenger RNA. RefSeq lists its product as uncharacterized. The coding region runs from base 1 to 1149 and encodes 382 amino acids. The record is from RefSeq and is a predicted model, not a curated record. Gene Ontology annotation, molecular function: polysaccharide binding. Lineage: Eukaryota; Viridiplantae; Streptophyta; Magnoliopsida; Malvales; Malvaceae. The transcript has 5 exons.
AUGCCAAAAUCAACACGACAACCUCCAGUGUUUGGCCUCAUGGCUGCCAUCGCUUUAUUUCUAAUCCUGGAAGCUUGCAUCGCUCGAGUCGCAAAUAGAGAUUGCGGUUCUUCGAUAUGUGGAGACGUUGAAAUCAAAAACCCUUUUCGGUUAACAACGCAACCUUCCAAGUGCGGUGAUCAUAGGUUUGAACUGGAGUGUGACAGUAACAACCGCACCAGUUUGGUCAUGAAGUAUGACAGAUUCAAUGUUCAAAACAUCACUUAUGAAACUCAGACGGCGCAAAUAAUUACCUAUUCGAAUAUCGGAUCCCAAUUCCAAAACAUCACUUAUGAAUCUUACACGAUGCAAGCCAUCGAUGCAAAUCUCAGCAAGGAUGAUAAUUGCUCCCUUCCUCGCAGUUCCUUUCGCGUAGAUGACUUUUGUAAGGUUCCCUAUUCAUUGAGCGCUCCAUCUCAAAUGAUGUUUCUUGUGAACUGCAAGAGACCGAUGAAAUCUUCUUCGUAUAUUAAUGCCUCUCAUUGCCCCACUAGCUCUUCGCAUCCACCUGCUUCCUAUUUUUAUUUUUUAGAUGGGGAAACCCCCGCCAGAAAAUUCGAUGAAUCUUGCACGAUCGAUGCCUUGGUUCCGAUUAUGGUCAAGAAUAUCAGCGGCAUGUCUACUUCGGACAUCUACCAGAAGAAUAUCAGCGGCAUGUCUACUUCGGACAUCUACCAGAACCUAUUGCUCGUCUUUGAAAUAGAUUCUUCUGGACUCCAGUACUGCUACGAGAAGGAAAGGCCUUUUCAAUUGAUGUUAGAAUCCUUGCAAUAUGCCUUGCAAACCUAUGCAGAUAGCUUCGUGCAUUUCUUGUUCAAUGGCCCUCAUGUAUUCCAAAAUACGUAUUAUGCACCUGACAGUACUAGUGUUUUAUGUGUUGGAGUAACAGGAGGAGUUAUCUUAGCAAGAUAUUUACUGGGGAUAUGUUGCUUGCUUGCACUUGUUGCAUACAAAUGGCGGAGAAGACAUUUAUCUGCUGAUGAUACCAUUGAAAAUUUCCUUAAAUGCCAAGGUGAUCUAAUGCCAAUAAGGUACUCUUUUCGCCAGCUAAAACAAAUGAGUAGCGCUUUCAAAGAAAAAUUAGGUGUAGGUGGCUAUGGCUCGGUAUAA